CCACACAGCCCGCGGUGAUUGGUCGGGCGGUGUCACGUGACGGCGGCGGGGCGAUCCCGGGCGGUGUGACCGGAGCGGGCGCCCUUCUCCAAUGCGGGGUCCCCUCCUGGCGGCCGCCGGCGGGGCCAUGGGGGGCGCGGGGGGACCCCUGGCCCGCGCCAUCCGCGCCAAGCUGACGGCGGCGCUGCAGCCCACGCACCUGGAGGUUCGGGACGACUCCCCCCGUCACGGGGUGCCCCCCGGCGCCGAGACUCAUUUCGGGGUGCUGGUGGUGAGCGAGAGCUUCUCGGGGCUCCCCCUGCUCCAGCGGCACCGCCUGGUUCACGAGGCGCUGCGGGAGGAGCUGGCCGGACCCCUGCACGCCCUGCAGGUCACCGCCCGCACCCCCCAGCAGUGGCAGCGAGACCCCCGCGCCCCCCCCGCGCCCCCUUGCCUGGGGGGCUCCAAGAGGGACAAACGCCGAGGGAAGGAGGAGGAGGAGGAGGAGGAGGAGGAAGGGCGGCAGUGAGAGCGCCAGGAGCACCCCCAAAACAACGCCGAGCUCCCGGGACCCCCCCCCCCCCCAACCCCGGUGUCAGGAGCGUGGAGGUGGGAGGGGGUAAAAGGAAUGGGGGUGACGCCCACCACCCCCCCCCUGCACCCCCACAGCACCCCCAGACCCUCCAGCACCCCCAGCCUGUGUAGGGGGGAUUUUUGGGGGCGUCCCUCCCCCAUUUAAUGUCCGAAUCCAUUUAAAUAAA
Molecule: messenger RNA, 740 nt
Organism: Hirundo rustica (Barn swallow)
Lineage: Eukaryota; Metazoa; Chordata; Aves; Passeriformes; Hirundinidae
Gene: BOLA1
Product: bolA family member 1
Exons: 2
Coding region: 92-508 (138 amino acids)
Cellular component (GO): mitochondrion
Source: RefSeq, a predicted model, not a curated record